GCGUUUGCGCUAGUUGGGCAGUUUCCUGUGGAUUAUUAAUCACAUCAGACGUCCCGAACUAAAUCCAUUUUCAGAAGCACGUUGGACUCAUUCUGGUCCAGGUCUAUCUCCAGCGCGUAGGAUCCGAGGUUAGAUGUGGUCUCGGUCUCUCUCGCAAAAACGAGGAGAGUCGUUGAUAAGCUAUGUAGAUGGGCGGCAUGACUUCCGUCUCUCUCUCCAAACUUUAACCUGAGAAAAGUGAACGAAUCAAGAUCUCCAGCCCCGCCUGCAUGCGGUGGGAGGGGGUAGACUGUGCUGUUCGGGCCAACUGCUAAGUUAGAUGUCAACAGCUGCAUAAAGAAUUUUAUCUGCAGCGAAGAUUUUUUUCCUGCUUUCCGACGCCGUGCCUGAGAGCGCCGCGGCGGAUCGUCACAACCCGUCCGUCCUGGCCGCGACUGGAGAGCCCGUCUCCGGGGUCGACAGCACCUGAUGUCUGGGGUACGAGCUCGGCUCCUCGCUUUCCUCGCUGGGAUUGCGGUCUCAGGGGUGCUGCGCGUCUCAGCCAUGGAAGUGUACACGCCCGAGGAAGUGGAAUCCGUCAACGGGACCGACGCCAAGCUCAAGUGCACCUUCCAAUCCUCGUCGCCCUUAAAGGAGUCCAGUGCCUCCGUCUCCUGGCACUUCAGGCCCCUGGGCGGGGGCGCAGAGGAGUCGGUUUUCUUCUACCAGGACGGGCAGUACCCCCCCUCGGAGGGCAGGUUCAGGGGCCGCGCGGUGUGGGCCGGGAACCUCAACCGCUACGACGGCUCCAUCAUGGUGCGUGACGUGCAGUUCCGGGACAACGGCACCUUCGUCUGCCAGGUGAAGAACCCGCCGGACGUGCAUGGCGUCAGCGGGGAGAUCCGCUUCCGGGUGGUGACCACAGCCUCCCACUCCGAGAUCGCCAUCCUGGCGGCGGCCAUCGGGGGCGCCACUGGGCUGCUGCUGCUCAUCCUCGUCCUCACCAUCUUUUUCAAGUUCUGGCGGAACCGGCGCCGGGAGCGGGGGACGGAGGCGGAGGGGAAAGAGGAAGGAGUCUUGUGAUGGGGUCAGGCUCAUUCCUGACCCACUCGCUAUCCUGGAAAGCCGCUGAUCGCAAAGUUUUUCAGCACCGGCUUUUCGUUUUUUGAAAAACUUUUAGUAUUGUGUUUUUUUUUAAAAGAGCCAGCAGAUUUUAACUGGUGAUCUGAUCGCCCAGUUAGUUUUAAACCCCUCUUAUUUUACGUUCGGGGUUUGUGGCCCAAUACGACUUUCGUUUGCUUCCGGAAAUGGAUAUGUAUAUAGUUGUUUUUUUAUUUUUUAAAAAAAUUAUGUACAAUUUAUUAUUAUAUACUCGAGGAAUGUAUUUUUUCUUGUUGCAAUAGUCUGUUUCAACUGCACUUUGCACCACAAGGGAAGGCAUAUCUCACCUUCUCCCUUCUGAAAAUAAGCAGACAGUGGGGGGAUUUUAAAACAAAAGAGAAAUCAACAUGCACAACGGAAGAGUUGCAAACAAAUCUGUCCUUCUGGGUAAUUUCUAGUUCAUUGAUCUAAGGAUAUCAUCCCAGAAAAAGCAUGGUUGUUCCAUACCCCCACUACUCUUUGUGUAAAGAAGUACCCUCCCCCUCUUGGUUUUAAAUGCAUUGCAACAGUGCUGCUAAUGGUCAUAUCUGCAAUGAUAUUUUUGCAAGCCACUUUAGUUCCAGACAGAGUUCCCUGGCAUUUAAUUCCCAGGGAUCUCUUGGUAAACCCUUGGGAAACCUUUUCAAGCUGCUCUCUCAUAUCUGCUGUCGUCUCCCUGGGUUGAUAACCCCUGCUCCUCUCUGGCGCUGAUCCGAGACCUCCUCCGGGAUAGUCUUCCAGGUAAGAUGGUGCCGAACCUGUUCAAUCUCUUCUGUUGGGUUGAGAGACAUUUGGUCCCUGAGGCCGGAAUGGGAUUUAGAUGAAAGUCCUAAUGAUCUCUGAAGGGCUGAAUUGAUCAACUCACUAGUAUGAUUGGUAUUGUUCUUUAGAAACUGGUGAUUUAAAGGUGACCUGCUGAAUUGCGGACUGGAGAUCUGAGCUAGAGAUGCCAGUUUACUGAUUUUGUCUUACCCAACCAGUCUUUAAAGCUCUUUUCACUCUCUGGGGGUGGGGGGUAGGCUUUGAGUUGAAAGUCUAGCCCUGCAGUUCCGGAGUACAGAGAAACCAACACCCUUUCUUCAUGCGAGUGAUUAAUUCAGCCUUCCUCUUUUUUGUUUUCCCUGCUUUUUGUUUGGUGACAUACUGGAGGCCGGUCCCCAGACAAAGAGUUUGAAUUUGCACAACAAUGUGCAGCGCAGGGCUACACCCUCCUUUACAGUGAGUGAAGCACUUAUCAGGUUUCAUUCAGCUACUGAUAAACGAGGUCCACAUGACCUCGUUUCGCCAACGUGAGCUGCUGAUUCACUCGGGGGCGGACAUGAAUUGGCAAACACAAGUCUAGCUUUUAAAGAGCAUGGCUGUGGUCAGGGGCUUCUGGACUCACUGUAUGUGGUGGUGGGGGGGUUGCGGGUUCAAAUCCCAGGUGAGACACAGCUGUUGUACCCAUGAGCUUCAGUAAAACACCCAGCUAUAUAAAAAACAAUUGCUUUGGUUUAACAUGGGCAGAAACCUAGCAGCUCUGAUAACAUGAGGGAUAGUUACACAGUGGCCAGAGAGCAAAGGUUCAAAUACUGUGUCCAUUUAUCUUUAGAACAAUGGCUGUCUCUGGCUCAAUUAGGUUAUGUAUCUGGACACAGACAAAAGGCUAAAAUGAUUGUUUCAUGGUUUAAACCUACUGUAUUUAAAAUAAAGCCCUUACUCGAGAUUCCCGUGGUCUAAGAACCUUUCAGCUUUUCGCUGUUCUCCAAAAUUGAAAUGUGGAUUCUUUUAAGAUCAGUCCUGAUGUCGUUUGCUAACCUCUUCAGAACAGCACAGGGCCAUUCUCUUUCGAAUACAGAGUUCCGCCUUUUUGUAUAUAAUUGUGCUCGGAUGUAUUUUCUUUUUUAGAAAAUAAAACAUAAAUGAAACUGG
Lepisosteus oculatus (spotted gar) is the source of this 3030-nucleotide messenger RNA. RefSeq names its product myelin protein zero-like protein 2. The record is from RefSeq and is a predicted model, not a curated record. Gene Ontology annotation, biological process: cell-cell adhesion. Lineage: Eukaryota; Metazoa; Chordata; Actinopteri; Semionotiformes; Lepisosteidae. Gene Ontology annotation, cellular component: plasma membrane.